AUGGCUCCACCGGCAUGGCUUCCACCCUUGAAUUCACAUGAAAAUUCCUUCAUAAAUGUUGAGAUCGACGAAUUGCAAUCCGUUCGAAGUUUUGGGGACCUCAGGUUCUUGAUCUUGCUUCACGUCGAUGUCGAUUUCUACUCGGAGAACGAUGAGCACACGGGGGUGGUGUUUCCGGGCUAUUCCAUCACUCACACCAGACCGAUCAACGUAAAAGGUGCAGAAUCUCUGGAGGAGUCAUUGUGGGAUCUCAUCCUGGACGAAGAUCUCAUCCCCUUCCCAUUGCGCAACUGCUGUUGGACGGAACCCCAACUCCACGGCCGUCAGUGGCAGUUGCUUCUACUUACCAACGAAGAUGAGGUCGUUGGGAAAAUCUCUGAUUUCCUUCGUUUGGUGCACAAUAAACCAAAGAACAAGGACAUGAUGGCAUUGGUGCGCUUGGAGAUCCGGAAAGACGUGAUGGUGCCUGCGGAGGAAUUCGCGUCGUGGGUUUCUUGGUUUGAUGAGCAGAAACGGAUUGACCCCACAUUUGAGUAUGAAUACAGUAAAGCCAUCAGAAGACCGCGUGACAUGAGCGAGGUUCAGCAAGAAGCGGAAUCGUUAAUGGCGAGGCGUCCGGCAAAGAUAGUCAACGGGGAGCUACAGAAUGUGGCUGUGAAUGGCGGAAAAGAUGAUGAUGGAGCGUCGAUGUUGGCGAAAGAGUCAUGUUCCAUAUGUUUGGAAGGGUUUUCCAAUGGGGGACGCGGGACGAGGCUGCCUUGCAGUCAUAUGUUCCAUGAAAAUUGCAUAUUGAGGUGGCUGCGGGAAAAUCAUGUUUGUCCUUUGUGUCGCUAUGAGUUGCCCAUUGACGAGUAA
This is a messenger RNA of Sesamum indicum (sesame), 855 nucleotides long. NCBI's taxonomy places the organism in Eukaryota, Viridiplantae, Streptophyta, Magnoliopsida, Lamiales, Pedaliaceae. The record is from RefSeq and is a predicted model, not a curated record.